Mesorhabditis belari is the source of this 843-nucleotide messenger RNA. NCBI's taxonomy places the organism in Eukaryota, Metazoa, Nematoda, Chromadorea, Rhabditida, Rhabditidae. The record is from the annotation of a GenBank genome assembly.
AUGAAUCGUUUCUCGCUAAAAUUAUCAUUCUCAAUUUCGUCAUCUCGAACAGAUGAAAGCCGUCAAAUUGUUGUUGGCAUUGCUCUUUGUUGGACUCGCCAUAAUGACAAGCCGGAUGUGGUAAACUCGCAAGAGGAUCGAGAUCUCCAAGUGAAAUUGCUCAACACCAAGCAUCUCUUCCCCGAGCGUUCAAUCAUCAAUCAAUACUAUGCUCUUGCCUUGAAGCCAUUGGUUAUCGAGAGAAACCUCAAGAUGCCCACAUUCCAGAAAUUCAUCAAGUAUUUCACGAAGAACAUGAAGACGAACAGCAGCAUGCACAAGGAGCGCGUAGCACAAAUCGAAAAAUCGCUCGACGAAACGUUCGAAAUGCUCGUCAAACAAUACUCUGGACUCAAGACGGAUACAAACCUCACCGCUAUCCAGAAAUUCCGUGUAAACGACGAGCCAGAAGUAACGGAAAAAAAGAAGCGUGGCGUCGAGGAUUUUUUGCUUUCCGAGGCAUUCUCAAAAAUGUUGCUGGAGAAAACUGGUGAGCUUUUGGAGGAACAAGAUAUCAAUGAGACAAACAACAUUGCCAAGCGGGCCAUUAACGUGCUUGAGACGGAAUUCGCCAAGCGAAACGAUUUUGAGCAUCGUAUGAAACGAUCUUUGAGGCAACUUUUAGGAGAACAGAUUGAUCUGAUGAAUUUUAAGCGACCAUUGACGCGUGAAAAGCGUGGUAACAUGACACACGUGGCAAAUGCAACUGUUGUGACUAACUCAAAGCACAAUAUCGUGAAGAGGGCGCUUAAGAGAAAUUGGCCAUGUCCUAUCUGUGUCCAGAAGAUGGGCGACUACCGAGUG